AUAAAUGAUUUGCAAAUAACUUGUUUCGAGUUUCCAAAGCGCCCCUUUUUUUGUAACUCAAUUUGCACUCCCGACUGUUUGUUUAAUGGUUUGAGCACAUCGGCAUCUCGUUCAGGGGAAAAGGUCCGAGCUUGGAAUCUUCUUUUUUGUUAAAGAAAUACUACAGUUGUUUGUCUCUCUUUCGAAGAAAUGGCUUGUGUGAAGCUGGGAUCCAAAACUGAUGCUUUUCAGAGGCAAGGACAGGCUUGGUUUUGCACAAGUGGUCUUCCAAGUGACGUGGUUGUCGAAGUUGAUGAAAUGUCGUUCCAUCUUCACAAGUUUCCAUUGCUUUCAAGAAGUGGGGUCAUGGAACGCCUCGUAGAGGAGGCAUCCCAAGGAGAGGAAGCCUGUGUCAUUAAGCUACUUGAAAUUCCCGGCGGAGCGAAGACAUUCGAAACAGUAGCCAAAUUUUGCUAUGGAGUCAAGCUCGAACUCACUGCUGCAAACGUUGUGCAUCUCCGCUGUGCAGCUGAGUAUCUUGAAAUGACCGAAGAGUAUGGCGAGGGGAACCUUAUCUCUCGAACAGAGAGCUUCCUCAAUCAGGUGGUUCUUGAAAACUGGAACGAUUCUUUGCAGGCGCUACAGGCAUGUGACGAUAUCCUCUCCCAUGCUGAGCAACUCGGUAUCCCAAGACGAUGCAUUGAUUCUUUGGCUUCCAAGCCGUGUAUGGAGCAAAAAUUGUUGGGAUGGCCCGUGAUGGAGCAUGGAGGCCCGUUGCAGAGCCCCGCGGGGAGCGUAUUGUGGAACGGGAUAAGUACUGGUGCUCGACCAAAGAGCUCGAGUUCGGAAGAUUGGUGGUAUGAUGAUGCAUCUGUUUUAAGUUUUGCACUCUACAAAAGAUUGAUUCUGGCCAUGGAGUCUCAGGGUGUGAAGCCGGAAAUCAUUGCCGGCUCCCUCAAUUCAUACGCGAAAAAGUACCUUCCGGGGCUACACUGGAGUCGUGGCCCCACCGCGCCUAGAAACCAUCAGGUGGGAUCGUUGUCGGAGGAGGAUCAGAAGGUUCUCGUUGAAGAGAUCGAUUACUUGCUUCCGUUGGAGAAGGGCCUCGUCUCAUCAAAGUUCCUCUUUGGUUUGCUCAAAACAGCCAGGAUUCUUCGAGCAAGCCCCUUGUGUGUGUCGAAUCUGGAGAAACGGAUAGGGUUGCAGCUCGAUCAGGCAGCGCUCGAGGAUCUCCUGAUGCCAACCUUCAUGUACUCGAUGGAGACGCUGUACGAUGUUGACUGUGUGUCACGUAUUCUUGAUCAUUUCUUGGCUAUGGAUCAGGUUGCCGCCUCCCCAGGCUCAUUCGACGAAGGCCAGCUGUCUCUCACGCCUAUGACGAUGGUCGCCAAGCUCAUCGAUGGCUACCUCGCCGAGGUUGCUCCGGACGUCAAUCUGAAGCCCCCCAAGUUUGAGGCUCUGGCUGCAGCCGUCCCCGAGUAUGCUCGGCCGUUGGACGACGGGCUUUAUCGCUCGAUCGACAUCUAUCUGAAGUCGCAUCCAUGGCUGGCAGAUGCCGACAGGGACCACCUAUGCCGGCUGAUCGACUGCCAGAAGCUCUCGCUGGAAGCUUGCACGCACGCAGCUCAGAACGAGCGGCUGCCGCUGAGAACGAUCAUCCAAGUUCUCUUCUUCGAGCAGCUGCAGCUGAGGACUUCGGUAGCCGGCUGCAUGCUCGUGUCGGACAACCUUGAAGUCUCGGGACAGGCGCCGGAAGAGGAUGGCUGGACGACGAAGGACGUGAGGGAGAAGCACGCGCUGAAGGAGAAUAUGGAUAACAUGAGAAGUCGGGUUUCGGAGCUGGAGGAGGAGUGCUCGAAGAUGAGGGAGGAGAUAAGGAGCUUGGGCCGUACGAGGAGAGGAAGCAUUUGGGGGAAUGUGGCGAAGAAACUGGGCUUCAAGUUCCAGAUGUGCAGCGCGGAAGAGGGGUCUGUUAGCAAUCAGAAGGAGGGGAAUGACAAAUCUAAGCUAAGGAAUGACAAGGAGAAGAAGAUACCAACUUCUAAUGUUUAAGUUUGUCUAUAUUUUUGUAUCUAGCUAGGCCUCAUUUAAUUUGUCUACAUUGCAGCUAAAGUAAAAACCGAACCAAAAACCGAAUGCUGAGUAUUAUCUACUUUGGUAGAGGGGGGCUUGGCCUAGCCCAUGGUACCAUUCUUUGUUAUAUUGAUCACCCAAAUUUAGAUUAUUCAUAUA
Messenger RNA from Salvia splendens (bonfire salvia), 2211 nucleotides. Its product is annotated as BTB/POZ domain-containing protein At1g30440. The record is from RefSeq and is a predicted model, not a curated record. Bases 190 to 2031 code for a protein of 613 amino acids. Gene Ontology annotation, molecular function: protein binding. The transcript has 5 exons. Lineage: Eukaryota; Viridiplantae; Streptophyta; Magnoliopsida; Lamiales; Lamiaceae.